AGAGUCUCCGAUAUAAUAAAUACAGUGUACUUACUUUUUAAAAGAGAAGAAGAGCACAGAGAAAUGGCAACAUCAUCUCUACACAGACUCUCCUCUCAAAUCAACCGCAUUCCUUCUCUCUCUCCCUUCACCAAAUCCAUCCUCACCCGCUCCUCCGCCACCACCACCGCCGCCGCCAAAGUCGCCGAUAGAAUCGUGAAGCUCUCUGCGAUCGAUCCGGACGGCCAGAAGCGAGAGAUCGUGGGUCUUUCAGGUCAUACUCUCCUCAAAGCCCUAACAAAUAACGGCCUAAUUGACCCAGCCUCGCAUCGCCUGGAGGAGAUCGAGGCUUGCUCCGCUGAGUGCGAGGUCAACAUCGCCCAGGAGUGGCUCGAGAAGCUGCCCCCGAGAUCUUAUGACGAGGAAUAUGUGUUGAAGAGGAAUUCGAGAGCUAGGGUUUUGAACAAGCAUUCAAGGUUGGGUUGCCAGGUUGUGCUUACCAAGGAUCUCCAAGGUAUGGUUGUUGCUGUCCCUGAGCCUAAGCCUUGGGAUAUUCCAUAAUUAGAAUAAUGCUGAUUUAGCGGGGCUUCACGGCUUGUUUGUUUGGGAUUAAAUGAUGAAUAAUGCUGAUUUAGUGGGGCCUGACAGCUUGUUUGGGAUUAAAUGAUGAAUAAUGUGCACAAUUGAAAUGAAUUCUUGUUUUGAUUCAGUUGGAUAUUUGGGAUAUUUCCCUUCAAUUGGGCGUCCUUUGAAUUUA
This is a messenger RNA of Populus nigra (black poplar), 736 nucleotides long. RefSeq lists its product as uncharacterized. Gene Ontology annotation, molecular function: 2 iron, 2 sulfur cluster binding. The transcript has a single exon. The record is from RefSeq and is a predicted model, not a curated record. Gene Ontology annotation, biological process: P450-containing electron transport chain. Bases 64 to 540 code for a protein of 158 amino acids. Gene Ontology annotation, cellular component: mitochondrion. NCBI's taxonomy places the organism in Eukaryota, Viridiplantae, Streptophyta, Magnoliopsida, Malpighiales, Salicaceae.